Molecule: messenger RNA, 432 nt
Organism: Brassicogethes aeneus
Lineage: Eukaryota; Metazoa; Arthropoda; Insecta; Coleoptera; Nitidulidae
Source: the annotation of a GenBank genome assembly
AUGCACCCAGGUUGUGUGAAAUACCUAAAAAACAUUAAAGUGAUCGACGAAACAAAAAUAAUAUGCUGUUCAAGUGAAACUAAAAGCGACAUUGUAAAUGGUGAUCUAAACUCGUCCAGUAGUAGUGUAGAAACUGUCAUUGAAGCAGAAAACAUAGAGAUAAUCUAUCUCAAGCGUCUUCUGAAGGACAAGGAUAAAGCAAUUAAAUAUCUAGAAGACAAUGUGGUAUCCCUAAAGGAACAAAUAGGACUUCUAAAUCAAAUAGUAAGCCUUCAAAAUGUUACGUUAAAAAAUGACAAAAUUCAGAACCAUGAAGACAAAGAGACUAUAAAGAAAACUUUAAUCGACAAUGUGCAGUCAGCUCAGAAACCGAGAGAGGGCGCACUAACAGAAACAUCAAAAACAAAACGAAAAAAUGGGCGUCAUGAAUAA